AUGGGCGAUGUCCGAAUCCUGUCUCGGCACAUGGUACGGCCGGAGCCAACGUCCUCGCGGCCGCUGGAGCCGGAGACCAUCCACCUGACGCCAUCGGAUCUCAAGUAUAUCACCGUGGAGCACAUCCAGAAGGGCAUCCUCCUGCCAAAGCCUCCCACCACCGGAGGACACGUCGACGUCGAGCGUCUCGCUUCUUCCUUUGCGCGCGCCCUUGGCCGCUUCUACCCUUAUGCGGGACGCCUCGCCGUCGCCGUCGCGCCUCACAGUGAGAGCCUCACCAUUUCGCUCCGCUGCAGCGGCAAGGGCGCGGAAUUCGUCCACGCGGUGGCACCGGGUGUCACGGUCGCGGACUUCACCGCCUCGCUCGUCGUUCCGCGGGUGAUCUGGUCCUUCUUCCCGCUCAACAGGCUGCUCGGUGCGGAUGCCGCUGCCGGCUCGCGCCCUGUCCUGGCGGCGCAAGUUACCGAGCUUGCCGACGGCAUCUUCAUCGCCGUGUCGAUGAACCACAGUGUCGCCGCCGGGACGACAUUCUGGCAGUUCUUUAACACCUGGUUCGAGCUAAGCCGUGCCAACACCGGCGCUGGCGACAAUGGCAUGAUCUCUACGCCGUUGCCGGUGUUUGACAGGUGUUUCGUCGGCAGCUGCUGCACUGUCCCCAUCCCUCUGCCCUUCAGCAAGCCGGAGCACAUGGUCGGCCAGCGUGUACACGUGUUCCCGCCGGUGCAGGAACGCUUCCUCCAUUUGUCCGCAGCGAGUGUGAAGGAGCUCAAGGCGAAGGCGAACCCCGAGAUGACUGGUUUAACACCGGGCACCACAACCACCAUCUCGUCGCUGCAGGCCCUACUCGCGCACCUGUGGCGCGCUGUGUGCCCAGCCUGGCGGCUCUGGCCGGACCAGGAGACAGCGUACAUUGUGCUAGUGGGAUUCCGUGGACGCGUUGGUGGCAUACCGGCAUCUUAUGCGGGCAAUGCUGUGGGGAACACCACUGCCAAGUCCACCGCCGGCGACAUCGUGGGCAAGGGCCUGGGCUGGGCGGCAUGGCUCCUGAACCGGGCCGUGGCGUCGUGCGACGAUGGCAGCACUAGGGACAAGCUCACGUCCUGGCCCCAGGAGCCUAGCUUCAAUUGCCUGCCCGCAUGGUCCGCGCCCACAAACCUGGCCUUCAGGCUCGCCCACACUUCCGCCGCCGUCUUCUUCGACGCCACCUGUAGCAGCAGGUCCUCGGCGAGUGCGCUCAACAGCUCGCCGAGGUUCGACGUGUACCGAAACGACUUCAGGUGGAGCGCGCCGGUGGCUGUCCGGAGCGGCUCGGGGAACAAGGUAGAUGGGAAGGCGACUGUGUAUGCAGGCAGAGGCGGGGGAGGCAGCAUGACGCUGGAGGUGUGCCUCGCUCCAGAGGCGCUCGCUAGGCUCGUCGCCGAUGAGGAGUUCAUGAGCCACUGUGUCGGACGUCGUCGGCCAGCGUAUACAUGUAUUCCCGCCAGCAAGCCUUUCUUCAAUUGCCGGCCCGCAUUCGUGACCGCCGUUCCCACGGGGACGUUCAAAAAGAGCUCGCCGCGGUUCGAUGUGUACGAAAACGACUUCGGGUGGGGCGCGCUGGUGGCUGUCCGGAGCGGCUCGGAGAACAAGGUGGAUGGGAAGACGACGGCGUACGAGUGCCGACGCGGCAGAGGCAGCAUGGCGCUGGAGGCGUGCCUUGCUCCGGAGGCUCUCGCUAGGCUCAUCCUCGACGGGGAGUUCAUGGGGGCAACCAAUACUGCUGAUGCUGAAUAA
Triticum dicoccoides is the source of this 1773-nucleotide messenger RNA. RefSeq lists its product as uncharacterized. NCBI's taxonomy places the organism in Eukaryota, Viridiplantae, Streptophyta, Magnoliopsida, Poales, Poaceae. The record is from RefSeq and is a predicted model, not a curated record. The transcript has 5 exons. Bases 1 to 1773 code for a protein of 590 amino acids.